This is a messenger RNA of Solenopsis invicta (red fire ant), 8790 nucleotides long. RefSeq names its product protein alan shepard (gene shep). Gene Ontology annotation, molecular function: poly(A) binding; mRNA 3'-UTR binding; poly(U) RNA binding. The record is from RefSeq and is a predicted model, not a curated record. NCBI's taxonomy places the organism in Eukaryota, Metazoa, Arthropoda, Insecta, Hymenoptera, Formicidae. Gene Ontology annotation, cellular component: cytosol; ribonucleoprotein complex; nucleus. The transcript is spliced from 12 exons. The coding region runs from base 1583 to 3295 and encodes 570 amino acids.
CUCUCUCCCUCUCCCUCUCUCUCCCUCCCGUUUCUUUUUCUUUCUGGGAAAAAAUUCUCAUCGUCGGGUGUGCAGUGCGUGCAUGCAUGCGUGGCGUGCGCGUGCAUUCAUUCGUCCGUUCAUUCGUUCGAUACGUGUGUAGAAUUAACGAGAGGAGAAUCGACGACGACGACGCCGCCGCCGCCGCCGUUGUUGAGCGACAAGGAAAAGGUGCGCGAGCGGCGAGAGUGUAGCACGACCGACCGGCCGCCGGUGCGUGCUGUGCUGUAAUUUAAAAGAGCCAGAAGUGUGGUAGUCGGUGAAAAGUGUGCUCCACACGAUCACGACACACCCUCUCGACAUCCGUCGCUCGCAUCGCCAUCGGCUCGGCAGCGGCCUCUCUCUGUCUCUCUCUCUUUUAUCCCUUCCCUCUCUUUCCCCGUCUUCCCUUUCUCUCCCUCUUGUCCCUCUCGUCAUUCCAUCUCGCUUCUUCCUCCAUACACUUACGGAACGUACGUCCUAUCGCUCUUUCUCUCUCUCUCUUUCUCUGUCCCUUCCCUCUCCCGCAUUCCUCCUCUAACCGUGCACACGCUCGUUCUUUCUCCCGGAGGUACUCCGUCUCUCUCGCUCGCCCGCUUUCCGUCUCUCUCUAUCCGACGGCGCAAAGUGAUUUAUCAUCACGUCGGAUUUCAUGACGAGGACGAUGACGACGACCGCGACAGUGGCUGGCCCGUUAAAACCGUAGAUACGGUACGGUACGGUGCGCGAUCGGUUCUUACUCCCCUCCGCCCCCCUCUUCCUCGCCGCCAUUGGGCCAUCCAUCCCUCGUCGCUGCACACGCCGAGCGGCAGCGUCUCUCUCGCCCGGUAUUCUUACACUACGUCGCCGGCCUCACGCACACGUACCCUUUCCUCGUUUCCCUGUCUUUCUUUCUCUUUCUGCUCUCCGCUUUACUCCGGUUUUCACCGGCCGAUCGAGAGAGAAAGAGAGAGAGAGAGAGAGAGAAAGAGUGUGCGUGCGUGCGUGCGUGUGCGAAUUCGCGUUUAGUGAUCUAUCUGGCCGUACGUGCGUGGCGUGUCGCGCGAACGAGCUAGCGAGCGAACGAUCGCGCUACAGUGUGUGGUUUUCUCUGCUCAGUUGUCCCAUCAGUGUCGCCGGUGAGCGAGGAAGCUCGUCGCGCGGUGUUGCAGUGCGGCAAGUGGUGACGACGUCGUCGGCCGCGGAGGAGCGGGCGAGGACGUACGAAGGAACGACGAGGAAGCGCGCCGACGAACGAGAGGAGGCGGCGGUAGAGGAGGAGGAGGAGGAAGCGGGGGCCGCAGGCGGGAGGAGGUAAAAAGGCAGCACCAGCAGCAGGAGUAGGAGGAGGAGGAGGAAGAGGAAGAGGAGGUGAAGGAACCAGAGUGGCGGCGCGAAAGCGACCGGCGGCGACGGCUGACGGUGGUUUUUAGGCUGCGCGGCGUCGCGCCGGCGUAUUUUGUUAUUGUUAUUAUCAACAUCGCGGCUGUAUAGCUGCGUGCGUAUCGUCCACCCGGCGACGGGCGACGCGGUGACGGAUUCCUCCACUUACUGCUACAGCAACAGCCGCAUCAGGGCCGCGACCAUGUCCGUGAGAAUGGAAAACGUGGCUGCGCGGAAGAUCAAUUACAAAAUGAUGAAUACGAAUGGACCGAGGCCGACGUACGUGGGCGCCAACAACGGUAACGCCGGCGGCGCCGGCGGUGGCGGAGGUGGCGGCGGCGGUGGCAGCGGCGGCGGCGGAGCCGCUAACGCGGGCGUCGGUGUGGGACCCGCGGCCGGUGCGGGAAGCGGUGGUGGCGGCGGCGGUGGCGGCGGCGGCGGUGGCGGUGGGCACGGAUUGAAGGGCAACACGGGCGGUGGACCGCGCGGCGGCAACCCGGUGCAGUACCGCGCGAGCGGCGGCGGUGGCGGCGGAGGCGGCGCGGCCGCCUGGAGCACGGCACCGUCUCACGCGGCCGCAGCCGCGGCCGCAGCGGCGGCGGCCGCGUAUCCGCCUUACACGCGCUAUCCGAGCGCGGCGGCGGCGGCAGCGGCAGCCGCCGCGGUCGGCGGUGGUCCUCAGCAGCUACCGGCGUCCGCGAAUCCCUUCGUCACCGCCACGUACGCGCAGCACGCGACGUACGGUGGACAGCGGGUGCCUACAGCUUCCUCCCCGGCAAACACUAAUAGCAGUUCUAGUAGUGCCACCGGCAGUCAAAGCGGAACGAUGAGCACGAAUCUCAGCAACAAUGCUAUGCAGGGUCAGCAAGCGGAGCAGCUGUCUAAAACGAAUCUAUACAUCCGUGGCCUCAACCAAAAUACGACUGACAAAGACCUCGUUAACAUGUGUUCUCAGUACGGAACUAUAACUUCUACCAAGGCGAUUUUAGACAAAAAUACAAACAAAUGUAAAGGUUACGGAUUUGUAGACUUCGAGUCACCGAUGGCGGCAGAGGGUGCUGUGAAAGCACUGGUCGCCAAGGGCAUCCAAGCGCAGAUGGCGAAAGUUGACAAGUGCAUUCGGGAGCCGGUCGUAAGAUUCAGAAAGUACGGGACUUCACGUUCGCAACAGGAGCAGGACCCCACCAAUCUGUACAUCGCCAACUUGCCGCUGACCUUCAAAGAGAACGACGUCGAGGCAUUACUCGCUCAAUACGGACAAGUUAUCUCUACCCGCAUACUGCGCGAUACUUCCGGCCAGAGCAAAGGAGUUGGAUUUGCAAGAAUGGAAUCAAAGGAAAAGUGUGAACAAAUCAUCCAAAUGUUUAAUGGAAAGGCACUAACAGGCGCAAAGGAUCCAUUAUUAGUUAAGUUCGCCGAUGGCGGAAAUAAAAAGAAGUCAUUGUUCAAGAGUACAAUAUGGAGAGAAACUGGAGAAAAUAUGACUUUGAACUACGACACGAGUGGCGUUGGUCAGAAUGGCGUUGCUACGACUCAUAUGCUUCCUGCGACGGCUCUAACACAAUACAGUCGUCACUACAGUCAGGCAUUGCCUGGCUACAGUGUGCCAGGCACUCCCUGGGUGGCUCCUUACCUCGUGCACCCUUCCCCGCCACAUAUGCAACAGGUUGACAUGAUACCAUCGGCCGAUCCUAGUAAUCCACAGUACAGUAUGAUUCCUCAGCUUACCACGCAAAUGUCUACCUUGCAUCUCGGCACUGGUUCCUACAUAGCGAGCCCGCAUCCCUAUCCUUAUACGACUUAUCCCGCUCCUAGCAUUAUUCACACCAUGCCACUGGGCGAUUCGGAGCAGACGAGUAAUGCAGCGUCCCCCGACGACUCCUAUCAGCAGUACCAGGCUCAGCAGCCUAAGUAGGCCACGGUAUAUAAUAGAUGUACGAUCGCGCUAAGGGUUACGUGAAUUAGGAAAGGCUUACUGAUUGACACUUGAAGAUAUGCGCAGAAUGAAGGAGAGCAACAGAUACGAGAGCGGAUUACACUAAGAAGAAUAGAUUUGAAACAAAAACUACAUUACGUAACGAAUAAGAUUCUUCCUCACGAUAAAUUGACUUGCCAGCGUUUUUAUACGUUUUAUCCAACAGUAAAUAGAGGAAAGUAGAUGAUAUUUUGCAACGAGUAGGCAGAAUGAAUGUGGAGAGAAUGCGUAAGAGUGAGAGAAAACGAACGAGCGAGAGAAAGAAUAUAAUUGAAGGAAGUACAGGAAGACGAGUAUGAGAGCAAUCACGUGUCGUUCGCGUGGAACGACACGUGCUUCCAUACUAGUGGCUCCGUUAAAACUACGUGAUGGCAAACACGUACAUUUUCAUGUACACAUGCAUACACAGAGAGAAACACAUCAUACACGACAGUAACGAAAAAAACCAAGUUAUUUACGAAGAACAGUUUAGUGUCAAGCUAAUAGGCUUCCAUGAUGUAACUUUAGGUAUUAUGUUUACUACGGACAGAUGACAGAAGCUAAUCUCGAGAGCUCGACAGUAUGGAAAAUAUUUUAAUGAGUGAGUGAAAGAAAGAGUGAAAGGAGAAUGUGUAUGUGUGGAUGUAUUAACUAUAAAGAAAAACGAGGUAAGGAGAAGAAAAAGUAAUACUGCUCAGAAAUAAUAAAGGAGAAUUCUUCCCAAGGAGAUAAUAGUAAAUAGUAAUAAUAUACAGCAAGAACGAGAGCGAGAAAGAUGGAGAGAAUGUAUGAGUGAGAGAGCAAGUGUGUAAAAAAGAAGGAGAAGAUGCACUACUUCCAGGACGAUGUAAUAUUGAGAGAAGAAAUUCAAAGAUUCGUAAUUACGACUAAAAGGAAGAGGUGCUCGUUCGUGAUACUCGCGAAGAUACUUGUUUGCGGUUGAGAGUACACGCACGUAAAAGCAAUUCAUCUUCUGCGAUAGCGCACUUCACCUCAUCUGUUCUCUCGCGUGCAGAUAACAUGAGAUACACAAAACAGACACUUACCCACCAUCCUCAUCGGAAUUCACGUGUCUUUUCGAGUUCUGUUUUUUCCUUUUUUUGUUAUUUUCCGCUUUUACAUUCAGAAACAUUCCAUACUGGGUAUAUACGUGCAUUGUUACGCGGAGAUAUAUUUUAAUCAGGAAUACUGGGAGUACACCAACAUUUCUAGCAGCACCGCGCAUCUCCAUCGCGUUGCGUUUCCUUGUUUCUUUUUUUUUUUUAACGACAAUGAACUUUUAUAGAUUAAAUUUCAGAGAUUAAUCAGGAAAAAAAAUACGACGGUAAAAUUUAUUUCUAAAAUAAAAGGGGAGAAAUGCAAUUUUCAGAAUCUAUGUAUAAUUACGAAAGAAAAAAUGGAACAGUACUUUUUAGAGUGUUAUAUUUACGAUGAUUACGAGUUAGAUACGGAUCGAUAUCAAUUUUUUAAUUGUACAGUGAAUACAGAUAUUUUUUUUAGAAUCGUGCCUUUUCACACAGAUCCGUUAAAUGAAAGAGAGAGAAAGAGAGAGAGAGAGAGAGAGAAAUAUAUAUAUAUGCAGGAGAAAAUUGUUAUAAUAUAUUUUUACGCAUCGUUAAACUCAGAUGCGGAGUCAAAUCUUAAUUUUCUAAUUAAUAUAUCUGUAAUUGUUUUUGUGUUAAAUAUCUCUAUACAUUUGUUUUCGUUGUCAAUUUGAUAGAUUUUGUACGCGUGAUUACAUGCAUUAUCGAAUUGGAAUUAUCGGACUGUACGAGAGAAAACAAAAUAGACAUCCACACACAGAGCACAGAGGCAGUCCGUAAUAUGUAAUAAUAAAAAAAGAAAAAAAUCUAGGAAAAUCAAAUCGCGACAAGUCGAGAAACAGAAUGCGAGAUGACGAGAGAAAGAGAGAGAGAGAGAGAGAGAGAGGAAGAAUGUUUGAGAAUGUGUCUGAAAAAGAGAGAAAGAUUAAAAAAAAAAAAUGAAAAGUAGGUUUGUUACACGAUGAGAAACUAGAAUGUAAAUUAAUUUAUUUUAUCGAAGGAACGCGUUAUAUAUACUGUCGAGAAAGGAUAAACGGAAGAUAAAGGACGCAAAGAUGCAUCGAUCUACACGUAUACAUGCAUACGCACAUACACAAGAUACACGCGUGUACAGACAGAUCGAGGGGAGAGUAAUCGAGACGACACUCUGUCAUCUUUCGAGAUGUCGAAAUUGAUGGCUGUAAAUAAAAUAAGUAUUCGUCUGCAUGAUCAAACGGAAAAUUCGAUCGAGGAGGAUUGAAACUUCCUGAGCGUCUUUGCGACUGCGCGGAUAAUUGUAUUUACCGAGAUGAGUAUAUUUUCUCAAGAAUUUGGAAAUUUGCAAAAGUAAACGCUUAUAUUACUUGAAUUCAUUAAAUACCUUCGUGUUGAGCCCCGUUUGAGUCUUGAUUAUUCUUCACGUUACACCUGCGAAUCCAACGAAAUCUCCAUCUCUUCCCCUUCUUCUGGAUGUCUCUUCUCCCAUAUCUACCAUUAUCACCAUCAUCAUCACUAUCAUUAUCAUCACUACUAUCACCAUCACCAUCAUCAUCACUACUACCAUCAUCAUCACUAUCACCAUUAUAAUCAUUAUUCGUGCAUCCGGCAGAGUUUCGCGUUGUCCGAUUAGGAUUGAUAAUUGAGAAUCGAGUGAAGGAGCGAUAGAGAGGGAGAGAGUGUAAGAAAGCUUUUUACCAAAAAUACGCGAGAACUGCGGACUACUCGCGCGACACACGAGAAAUUGAACGAAAGAUGAAAAAAGCGGCAGCAAGAGCAGGUAGUUAGAUAGAGUUUUAGCGAAGAGAGAAAAAGAGAGACGAGUCGCGUAGUUAUUAUUAUAAUAUUACAAUAAUGACGCUGUAUUAUUAUAAUUAACGAUUUACUAUUAUUGACGUCAUCUAAACGUAUGAAAGAUUUUUACACUGUUGAGACUUGAAGUAAAUAAUAUAUUUAGUUUAUUUUGGUACAUCACGAUGACGAGAGAGUGAGAGUGAGAAAUAGAGAGAACGAGAGAGAUAAAUUGACGAAAAAAAAAAGAAAAAAAAGCCGAGAGCGAAGAGGUAGAAAGGCGAAGUACGAGCUAUUUUUUAAGAGACAGACUUUAUUACUCGAUUUGAGUCCACGCAUUAAGGUAAAAAGUAAAAAAAAAAGGAACGCAGAGAAUGAAAGGAAGAGUGAUUGAGUGCAAAAGAGACUGUGUAUGAAAGAGAGUGCGAGAAAGUAUGUGAGUGAAAGAUGGGAAGCUAACAGGAAAGUGCGAAAAAGAGAGAGGGGAGCACUUGUUAGCGAGUGCGUAUUGUGUAUUUGUUGCACAAGGCGAGAUUGUCACCACUUGACUGACAAAAAAAAUCCACAUGUGAUUUUAAUAGUAAAUUUUGAGAAUUUUACUAAAUAGAGACUUGUAUACACUAAAAAAAAGUAACUAAAGUAAUUAUCGUGACUGACCAAACGAAGAAAAAGGGAAGAGGGAGAAGAGCGAGUAAACAGCAGCAGUAAUAGUUGCGCCGACUGGUUCAGGGGACGAAGGAGGGAAUGAAGGGGACGAGGACGGCAAACGCGAUCUGCCGCGCGUCCAGUGUCCCCGGAUAUGGGUAGAGAGAUUCCACGAGUGAUCGGAAGUGUAGAGUAGCCGGAACAGAAAGAAAGAUAGAAAGGAAUGGAGAGAAAGAGAGCGAGAGAGAGAAAGAGAGCGAUCGCGAGCGAGAGUAUAGUUAUUAUGUACAGAAUACGCGUAGAGACGCGUCUUUUUUUUCUUGCGGCGACAUGUUUUUCGCAUAGGUAGAGUUGAACUUGAUGAUUAAAAAAAAAAAAAUCUUAGGCUAAGCGACGAGCAAGUGAGCGCGCACUUGCUCGAAUUAGGAGAUAAUAGAAGAGAGAGGAGGCGAUCUUUUAUCGGAUUAAGAAGCGGCUAAGUUUAUAAAUAGACGUAGGUAGGUAGGUAGAACAAUAGUUUAGUUACAAUAGUAGUUAGGAUACGAAUAUGCCUCUCAUCCCCCGUGUCCCCUAUCCUCCCUCUGUGUGUUGUCGCGGGCACGGGGGACACGGGCGUGGGGCACCGUUCAGCCUAUGCACCUCGCACCCGUCAAGACUGACUGGCUAUUCAUAUUGAUAAAUAUAUAUAUAUAUUAUUCUUCAGCAUAUAUAUAUAUACAUAUAUGAAUUGUAUAAUUGUAUAAAUAGUAAGGAACUAUUUGCUUGCUGCGCACCGCGGGUCGGGUGCGUGGGCUGGCCGGAUGUGGGCUCUUAAACUCGUCGAUAGAGUGCGGGGGCUCGUCGGAUUUCCGCGGCAGAGUCUCAUCCCCAAUCCGAGAACCGGAAGCGCACGGAAACGAUUCCUGGUCACUCAGGGGAAAGACGAAGGGUGCUUCCACGUUGAAUCCAUGUGGACGUCAGAUGCGAAAAAUCAUAUAAAGUUUUUUUUCUAUGCGAUUCUUUGCCUCUAACGCGAACCUUUCGCCGCGGGGACUCUCUCGAACUUCCGCAGCCCGGCCGCCAACAAGUUUCAGGCAGGAAAACGGUUCUUGCCGCUGCGGACAAUGCUGCUUUCCGUAAAGCUUACUCUAGAGUUUUUCGCGUAGACACUCUUUUUAGAUUAGGCGUAUUGUAGUUGAUAGGCUGAUUGUAGAAAACGGAGACGAGAGGAAGAGCGAGAAAUUGAUUGAGCGAGAAGCGAGACGAAAAAAAAAUGUAGGAUGUUUUUAAGAGUAAAAUAACUUUAGUCGAAAUCGGCUUAAGAGAGUGAAAGCGAAAACGCGUGUUUGCAUGUGUGAUAGAGAAAAAGCGAAAGAGAGAGAGAGAGAGAGAGUAAAUUAGCGAUAAAGCGAGGUUCGAGGUGACUAGAUCAUCGUCUUGUACUUCGACUUGUACAGUCUUUAGCUUUUCAAGUUUUUAAGUCAUUGUUUUACACAUGUUUGUUAAGCGACUUAGCUGUAAUUACUCGAGACAUCUUGGGUUUCUCUUCCUCCACUCUUCCUUCUCUUCCUCACCCGAUGUAUCUCCGUGUCCCCGCCCCUCUUCCCUUCUUUCAUUUUGCAUUUGUACUCCGCUAUUGUCCUUCGUGUUCGACGGCGAACGAACCAACGAAGGAGGCGGAAAUUUGUAAUGUAAUUUUACGACGGAACGAGAGACACGUACCCCGUGCGUACCGCUUACCUUUCCAAGAUCAACGAGAGAGAAAGAGGAAAAAAGGCAGGAGAUAAAAAGGGGGAACGAUGUUGUCGGACGCCGAGGUCUCUUUUUAAAUACGCGCGCGAGGAUCAAUUUGUAGAAUUUCGAGAGUACUUUUAAGGCAGAGGCGAAAGGAAGGCGUUAGCAUGUAAUAUGAAGAAAAAAAUCUUUAGACCUUAAGGCAAGUUGUGUCAUAGUUAGUUAAGAGAUCUAGGGAGACUCUUAGGAAGUCGAAUAGGUGCUGUAAUAAAACAAAGUUUAACACAA